Messenger RNA from Amoebophrya sp. A25, 2335 nucleotides. Lineage: Eukaryota; Dinophyceae; Syndiniales; Amoebophryaceae. The record is from the annotation of a GenBank genome assembly.
AGGUCUGCUAUGUAGUAUGAUUCUUGGCUAUUUUUAGAGAGGAUACGUAUUUAAGUGACUGAAGGUUGAACCAGCUGCAUAUUACGCUCUCCCACUUACUCAUUUGACGUUGACCUCAGAAGUUGGGUAAAAAGGAUGAGUCUUUUUGGUGGUACUGCUGCUAGUGGCGGUGGGAGCCUCUUCGGCGGUGGUGGUGCCGCUGCGCCAGCAUCUGGCGGAGCCAGCCUCUUCGGAGGUGGUGGUACAGCUGCUGCUGCACCAGCGUCUGGCGGCACUAGUCUUUUCGGCGGUGGCGGCGGUGCCGCAGGAGCUGCGCCUGCCAGUACAGGUAGCAUCUUUGGAGGUGGAGCAACAGGAGCAGCGCCAGCGGCGAGUGGAGGCAGCAGUCUCUUCGGAGGUGGUGCCGCGACUACAGCUGCACCAGCUAGCGGUGGUACUAGUCUCUUUGGAGGAGGUGGAGCUGCAGCAACGACUGCACCUCCUGCUGCACCAGCAGGUGGACCUGCGCCAGCUCCUGCAGCACCAGCUGCAACUGGUACUAGUCUCUUCGGAGCAGCGACUGGAACAACAGCUCCAGCGACCACGACUGCUGCUGCACCAGCAGCGACUGGAGCAAGUCUCUUUGGUGGCGGCGCAGCAUCAUCGGCACCAGCAGCAUCCUCGGGAGCAGCACCAGCAGCGACGAGUGUAUUUGGUGCGCCAGCUACUGCGGCAGCAGGAACUGGUGCAGCGACGACUAGUGCACCGGCAACUGGAGGAACAAGUUUGUUUGGUGCACCCGCUGCAACAGAGAAAAAGGAUCAACCAGCAGCUGCAACAGGUAAGAAAAUAAGACUGCCUCAAGCAUAGUAGUUGAUAAAGAAUACAAAGUUAGGUCAUAGUGAUCAAAAUCACUCACUUUCUUCCGUACUUCAGCGAUCAUGUAUACUGUCGUUUCCAGGUUCCUUGUUUGGCGGAGGUGGAGUAGCAGCUGCCACGAAUGGAAACGCACCUGCAGCAACAACUACUACAGCACUCGCCAAAAAAGACGAGGCAAGCGCCGCAACUCUCAAGAUGUCGGUACUUUCCACAUCAUGUUUUGUAAUCGAUCCUGAUUUAUUUUAGUCUUCCACCUUCCCACCUCUCGUGUGUGCAUUUCUGAUUAGCUUAUCUAUCUGCGGGGCUUGUGAAGUUAAACAACCUGCAAUCUAAUCCAGUCAUCAUUAUUUUUGCUCAUCGUUUCCUCGUUUGUGACUUGGAUUCUUCCCAUGACGAUCAUUUGCAUUCUUACGUCCUAAAUCUAUCAAAAUCAUAGGUGAACGAGCAUCGCAAAGUUGGCGAGGUUCUUCGGUCUUACGAGGAACGAAUUCUGAAGCAGGGUGCGGUGUUUCAGCAGGCAGCCCAGCAAGCUGUCGAAGUUGAUACUGCUUUGAUAUCCAAUAGUUUGAAGAUUCGAGAAUUAACUUUAGAGUACGAGACUCUUAGAGUAAAGCAAGAUAACGUGGAAGAGAGCCUGCGUGCGAUCCAUGGGCAGCAAGACGCUUUAGCAAACUUGAUGAGCUCGUUGCAGAGCAGUCUGCAGAGUAAGGCAAGUGAUAUGCAGGUCGGAGGUACUGGAGGAUUUGGAGGGUCUUUGACGCAAACACAUCAAAAAGCGAACGUUUUAGCACUUCACUUAGACGACUUAGAAAGACAGGUCCAGGAGUUGACUGCGGAGUUGCAAACAGUGCAUGGGAAACAGUACUAGAUGAACGAUUUUAAAUAUUUCUUCUUUAUGAGUAUGAGUACUUUCUAGCUUAGUCAGGGAGAAACGAAUUUAGGUAAUAGAGAUGCAGUUGCAAUUAUGAAGAGAAGAAAAAGAACAGCAAAUUUUUGAUGUGCGUAUCCAUGAUGUCAACAUCGUAGAUGAAAGAACGAACCAGCAUGAUAUGACUCCUCACAAUUCAUGUAAUCUACAAAUCAGGUAUUCUGCUUCUUUGGGUGGUGUGGCGCAAGUGUUGGCAUCUCAAGCUGACACCUUAGACGAACUAGGGAAGCAGGCAGAGGACACUAGUGGUCGCCUAUCCAUGCUAGAACACGCUUUGCAGCUGUAAAUAAGUGGAGCACGACGCUUUGCAGGGCAUGCUUUCGUGAGCGAGAAGAUGAAAAGAAGAACUCACUGUCUAGAACGAUGCUUAUACUCCUACGCAGAUGAUCAUGCUUAAGCAUGACAACAACACACACAUCCAUGACAAUUACACCCGGUGUUAUCACGAUUCAAUUCUCAUUGUUUCAGACGAACUACCUCGCCCCAUUUUUCGAUUGCCCAUUUUUCGACUGCACCAUGUUGAUACCUCUUGAUCAUUUUACUGUAUGA